AUGAGAAUAGAAGAGCUGCAAAGUAGUCUAGAGGAGCAAGAGUUGCGUCUGACUGAAAGAACUUCUGAGAGGGAAGUUGAGCAGGCUCUGAAGGCUUCUUUUGCCAAGAAGGACGAGAAGCUGAAAAAACAUGGUAGGUCGCAGAAGUCAGAAGUCUUCUAUUCUGAUGAGGAGAAACAUCAUAAGGGAAAGGAGAAGUAUGACAAGAGAAUGGUUCAAUGUUACUGUUGUAAUAGGUUUGGCCACUUUGCUAAAGAUUGUUGGUCAAACAAAGAAGAAGCGAAAAUAGCCAGAGGAGAUUCUGAUGAUGAACCUGUGCUAUUAAUGGCUAAUGAAUCUGAUGAGGAACCUGUGAAAUCAGAAGAUGACUCUGAAGAUUUUGGAGAAGAUUCAGAAUCUGAGGUUUCUGAAGAUGAGUCAGAGUUAGAAGAUGACUCUGAAGCUGAAGACAAGUCAGAAUCCGAAGGUGAUUCUGAGUCUGAAGGAGAAUUAGAAGAUGAGUCAGAAUCUGAAGAAGAUUCUGCUUCUGAAGAUGAUUCAGAACUUGAUAGUUCUGAAGAAGAUUUAGAGUCAGAAGAUGAAGAAUCUUCUGGAGACUCUAAAUAUGAGUUAGAUGGUGAAUCUGAUUCUGAUCCAGAUUUUGAUGAUGAUCAAGAAUCUGGUGGUGGUCAUGCUUCUGGAAGGAAAAACUCUGAAGACAUAGGUUCUGGAGGACAAGCUUCUAAAGAUGAUCAUGUUUCUGGUGUUAAUCAUGAACGUUGA
Molecule: messenger RNA, 762 nt
Organism: Vicia villosa (hairy vetch)
Lineage: Eukaryota; Viridiplantae; Streptophyta; Magnoliopsida; Fabales; Fabaceae
Exons: 2
Coding region: 1-762 (253 amino acids)
Molecular function (GO): zinc ion binding; nucleic acid binding
Source: RefSeq, a predicted model, not a curated record